Coregonus sp. 'balchen' is the source of this 10196-nucleotide messenger RNA. The record is from the annotation of a GenBank genome assembly. Lineage: Eukaryota; Metazoa; Chordata; Actinopteri; Salmoniformes; Salmonidae.
AUGAUAGCCCCCUGGAGGUCGGGGGUACCCUGGAGGUCAACGCACCUGGAGAUCAGGGCCCCUGGGCACGUGCCCUUUAUAAUUCCACCAUGAAGAUUUAGAUAGCUGGCUAAUUGAGUGACUGUCAUGAUUGACAUAAUAUACAGUGCAUUCGGAAAGUAUUCAGACCCCUUGACUUUUUCCACAUUUUGUUAUGUUACAGCCUUAUUCUGAAAUUCAUUAAAUCGUUUUUUUCCCUCAUCAAUCUACACACAAUAACCAUAAUGACUAAGCAAAAACUAUUUUUCAGAAAUUUUUGAAAAUGUAUUAAAAUUAAACAACUGAAAUAUUACAUUUACAUAAGUAUUCAGACCCUUUACUCAGUACUUUGUUGAACCACCUUUGGCAGCGAUUACAGCCUCAAGUCUUCUUGGGUAUGAUGCUACAAGCUUGGCACACCUGUAUUUGGGGAGUUUCUCCCAUUCUUCUCUGCAGAUCCUCUCAAGCUCUGUCAGGUUGGAUCAGGUCAUUCCAGAGAUGUUCGAUAGGGUUAAAGUCUGGGCUCUGGCUGGGCCACUCAAGGACAUUCAGAGACCUGUCCCGAAGCCAUUCCUGCGUUGUCUUGGCUGUGUGCUUAGGGUUGUUGUCCUGUUGGAAGGUGAUCCUUCGCCCCAGUCUGAGGUCCUGAGCACUCUGGAGCAGGUUUUCUUCAAGGAUCUCUCUGUACUUUGCUCCGUUCAUCUUUCCCUCGAUCCUGACUAGUCUCACAGUCCCUGUCGCUGAAAAACAUCCCCACAGCAUGAUGCUGCCACCACCAUGCUUCACCGUAGAGAUGGUGCCAGGUUUCCUCCAGAUGUGAUGCUUGGCAUUCAGGCCAAAGAGUUUAAUCUCGGUUUCAUCAGACCAGAGAAUCUUGUUUCUCAUGGUCUGAGAGUCCUUUAGGUGCCUUUUGGAAAACUCCAAGCGGGCUGUCAUGUGCCUUUUACUGAGGAGCAGCUUCCGUCUGGCCACUCUACCAUAAAGGCCUGAAUGGUGGAGUGCUGCAGAGAUGGUUGUCCUUCUGGAAGGUUCUCCCAUCUCCACAGAGGAACUCUGGAGCUCUGUCAGAGUGACCAUCGGGUUCUUGGUCACCUCCCAAGGCCCUUCUCCCCCGAUUGCUCAUUUUGCCCGGACGGCCAGCUCUAGAAAGGGUCUUGGUGGUUCCAAACUUCUUCCAUUUAAGAAUGAUGGAGGCCACUUUUUGAUACCCUUCCCCAGAUCUGUGCCUCAACCCAAUCCUGUCUCAGAGCUCUACGGACAAUUCCUUCGACCUCAUGGCUUGGUUUUUGCUCUGACAUUCACUGUCAACUGUGGGACCUUAUAUAGACAGGUGUGUGCCUUUCCAAAUCAUGUCCAAUCAAUUUAAUUUACCACAGGUGGACUCCAAUCAAGUUGUAGAAACAUCUCAAGGAUGACAAUGGAAACAGGAUGCACCUGAGCUCAAUUUCGAGUCUCAUAGCAAAGGGUCUGAAUACUUAUGUAAAUAAGGUAUUUCUGGGUUUUUUUGUUUUUAUAUUUAAUCAAUUUUAGAAUAAGGGUGUAACGUAACAAAAUGUGGAAAAAGCGAAGGGGUCUGAAUACUUUCCGAAUGCACUGUAUAUGCCAUUUAGCAGACGCUUUUAUCCAAAGCAACUUGUCAUGCCUGCAUACAUAUGGGUGGCCCCGGGAGUCAAACCCACAGCCCUGGUGGUGUAAGUGCUAUGCUCUACCACAGGGAUUAUCAACUAGAUCCAGCUGUGGGCCAAUUUUUUCUUGAGCGGAUGGUCAGGGGGCCGGAACAUAAUUACAAAUUGACCACAAGAAGCCCAAACAUAUAUAAUAUUUGACUAAAACAUAAUACUUUCAAACCUUGCUUACAUUUGUAUACGAUCACGUGUCUCUCUAUUAUGCUUGGAAAUACUUGAACAAAUUUCCAAAAUAAAAAUCACUUGGAUCAUUUGAUUCCCUAGUGUUUUUACAGUCUUAUGUCCAACAAUGAAAAUGUAUUUAUUUUCUGCUCAGAAAACUUAGAGGGGCAAAUAAAACCUCUUGCCCGCAGGCAGCCAGUUGGGGAACCCAACUGAGCCACACAGGACCACAUACCAAGAUAAAAACUGCUGAUACACUACCAAAUUUCGAAAUUGCGUUGUGUAUUUUACUACGCUAUCUCUGAACAGUAAAUUGAAACCCAGAUUGAGUUCCUAAAAAAGCGUGUAGUAUUUGUAUUUGUUAUGGAUCCCCAUUCUUCCUGGGGUCUAGCAAAAUUAAGGCAGUUAUACAUUUGAAAAACAUUACAAUACAUUCAUAACAUAUUUCACAACAUAGUCUGCAUAUAGGCAGAGGCAGCAAUGCUUAUCGUAAGAUAAGGGUGGCAGGUAGCCUAGCGUUUAAGACCGUCGGGCCAGUAACCGAAAGGUUGCUUGUUUGAAACCUUGAGCCAACUAGGUGAGAAAUUUAGCAAGGCACUUAACCCCAAUUAAUCCUGUAAAUCGUUCUGGAUAAGAGCGUCUGCUAACUGACUAAAAUGUAAAACAUUUAGGAGUAGUUAUAUACGUUCUGCGUUUAACCAGUUAGCAAGUCGGACAUUUCCGAGUUUCCUAGUUCCGACUAGGACGUGAACGCGGCGAUAACCCCGGUGUCCUGACUAAUUUCCACCUAAUCAUCCCCAGCUUCCAAUUGGCUCGUUCAUCGCCCCUCCUCUUCCCUGUAACUAUUCCGCCAGGUCGUUGGUGUAAAUGAGAAGGUGUUCUCAGUUAAUUUACCAGGUAAAAUAAGGGUUAAAUAAAUGACUUGGUCCAGCAUUUGUAAAUCGACAGCGUGACGUUAUCGGUGACCACUGAACUAGAGCAAGCAUGCACCUGUUAUUGUGGCGACACUGCCUGAAAGUUGAUUUCCCGAAAUAAUAGGCAGGUGUUCUGUCGAGACGUUGCGUAUAAUAAUACAUUGUUAUAAAAACAUUUGGUAGGAUUAUCAUAACUCAAUGUUGUGACAACGAUACGAGACAAAUUCCACAGUAUAGGUCAAUGAAUCGAAGUGACAUGAAUAACCUAUUGCCAUCACAUCUCCGAUCUGAGGCAACAGGCUAUCCAUAUUCCAUUUCCGACCAGACCUAGGACAACGCUCAACUGAAGUUUAGUAUUAAACAGAAACCUGACAUUUCAUAGUGGUUAGACAUUCGCUUAACAUAACAGGAGUUAGGUGUCACAUGAAACUUGACCGUGUGUGUGAUACAUUAAAUUAACAAAUGGUUUUCCCUGCCGCUGUAAAAGAUGAGGGAUGGGGCUGGAGAAAUGUAACCACUCUCAAAUUCAUAAACAGAGCUAUGGAUGCAAGGACUGACCAUCCACGAUAUCAAAGUUAUAGUUUUAACUAUGUUUUGAGGCAGUGUUUGUUUACAUUUAGGCUCCUUUGUUAACAAACAUUGGAUUAAAACAAGCAUACAUUUUGCGUUCUGAUGGGGUAGAACGGUUGAACUAACCUCCUGAGGCAUUUAUAAAUUACAUUCUUCAAGAAUCAUUGGGUACAUAUCAUGAAUUUCUAAGUUCAAAAAUGGAUGUAGCAAUGGCAGAUUGCCUUUUUAAUGUACAUCCCACCGUUCUGUUUCUCACACACGUGCCGGGAGCAGAUACUGUACUUAUAGUAGAGUUGUUAGGGGGUCUGCGCUCUCACAAAUGAUUGCCCAACCUAUCAUUUGUGUUUCUUAAAAAAAAAAAAAAAAAACGUAUUUCUACUGACAGGGCAAUUAUCUAAAUGUGAUGUUAAUGGUGACAUCAUGUGCCACUGGAGGCAUUCUUCAGUAUGGCUACAACCUUGUCAUAAUGAAUGCACCCACCAUAGUAAGUGUGUGUGUAUGUGUGUGUGUGUGUGUGCGCGUGUGCGUGGGUGUCUGUGCCCGUGUGUGUAUUUGUGUGUACAUACAGUAUGCUCACUCUACCUUUCCUCUUAGUUUAUUCAGAACUUUGUGAACGAGACAUUUCGGGAGCGCUGGGACGUUCAGCUGGAGGACUACCAGGUCACCCUGGUCUGGACUUGCAUCGUGUCCAUCUACUCCCUGGGGGGGCUGGCCGGAGCUCUUAUAGCUGGACCCAUGAGCAUAACCUUUGGAAGGUAAUAAUGUAUUAUAGCUGGACCCAUGAACAUAACCUUUGGAACGUAAUAAUGUAUUAUAACUGGACCCGUGAAAAUAACCUUUGGAAGGUAACUUGACUUAUUUGAUUAACUCGUUUUGGCCUACUUUGGAAGGCAAUGUUAUUAAUGUCAAGACAAUGUUAAUGUCAGCUAUUUACACAAGGAUGUGUGGUAACCUUGGUAUGUGGACCUCACUGAGAAGCUUAUUACGUUGUAUUUUUACAUUGUGUUUUUGAAUGUUGUCAAUUUUAUAAAUUGUGAUCAAGCAGGCCUCCCUUGAAAAAUAGGCCUGGGUCUUAAUGGGACUCCCUGCUAAAAUAAAGGUUAAAUUAAGAAAAAACAACAUUAUGUGCUUUAAAAAUCAAUAUUAUCAGUGAUCUGUCAGUGAUAUAACAUCUCAAAAAGAACUGUUUACUGAUGAGCAAAUGAUCACCUAUUUAUGGGUCAGAUAUAAAAGGAGAGGUUGCUUUGAAGAGAGCAUAGAUACAGGAUCUCUGAAUACUGGGGGUGGCAGGUAGCCUAGCGGUUAGAGCGUUGGGCCAGUAGCUGAAAGGUCACUAGUUUGAAUCCCAGAGCAAGGCACUUAACCCUAAUUGCUCCAGGGUUGCCAUUGAUAAUGGCUGACCCUGGCCUUGACCCCACUCUCAGAGGGUGUCUAAGGGUGAGUUGGGAUAGGCAAAAAACACAUUUCCAUUUCACACACAUGUAUAAUACACAAAUAUAAGCACCCACUAAAUUAUUAUUAUUAUGAAGACAGUAAGGCUACCUUUACUUCAUGUUUCCUCCUCAAAGUGGAGUCAGUCUAUCACAAUGUGGAGGUGUUUAUGUUUCUCAAGGCUGAUAGAGAACUCUGAACCUUGCAGGCUGGCGCCAGGGCAUAUUAUGAUAUCUAUAUGAGUAGUAUUUGCGUUAACGUAAUUGUAACAUAAUUACUACAGUAUUAGUUCAUUGAUAUUCAAGACUGACUUAACUCUACUCUACUCGUUUCCACUCUAUUCUAUUUUCCUGUACUCUACUCUACUUUAAACCCCCUGUGUUGCUCUCACAGGAAGAAGACUAUGCUGUUGAACAAUAUCUUCUUGAUGCUGAGUUCACUCCUAGCAUUGACCAGCAGAGCUGCCAAGUCUUUUGAGAUGAUCAUCAUCUCCAGGGUCCUGGUUGGAAUCAAUGCUGGUAUGUACUGUAUAUUCAACCAGAGGGUUCUUAGAUGGGGGUUCUUAUGUCAUCAAACCAUGCUCAUUGUGGCACUGACUGCAUUACUGUUUUGGGAUUUUACAAUAGAGAAGAAUUGUAAUACUUGUAGUAUGUUUGUUGCUUUCUUAGGUCUUUAAAUGUCAAUGGCAUGUACAGUAUAGCUAUACAUAAUAAGACAAACAACUGUACAAUUACAGUAUUAUGUUUGAUGUUGGAAAAUGAAACCACCGACAGUAGAGAAAUUAUCCACUCCUUUCACAGGGAUCAGUAUGAAUGUGCAACCCAUGUAUUUUGGAGAGAGUGCUCCCAAGCACCUGCGAGGGGCUGCUUCCCUGUUGUCAGCCAUCUUCACAUCGUUUGGAGUGGUGUUAGGACAGGUUGUGGGCCUCAGGUAGGGUUGUGGGUACAGGUUGUGGGACAGGUUGUGGGCCUCAGGUAGGCAACAGACAACACAACGACGAACAAAAGGAGGCCUGUAUCAAUGGUAGGGAGGAGGAGAGCCAGCAGACCAUGGCCUGUGUUAGUGUGUGGCUGUGUGUAGUACAUGCUUGUCAGAGCCACAUGGCUCUGUUCCUCUUGUAUGUGAGUUAGUGUGAGAGGUAUAUACAGUAAAAACAUUAGCAGGUUCUGCUGCUGUUGUUCAUUGUGCUGCCUCUGCGUCAGCAGGGAUGGGCAGUCUUUGUAUCAACUACAUGCAUCUGUGUACUUUUUUAUCAUUUGUUUGUAUAUACGAAAUCCAUUUUGCCCGUCCGUGUGUGUGUGUGUGUGUGUGUGUGUGUGUGUGUGUGUGUGUGUGCAUACGUGUUAGCCCUGCGGCGUCUGCGUGGCUGUGAGGUCCAGCGGUCAGAGUUGGAUGAGAUCCUCCAUGAGCAGGCUGAGGCUAAAGGCCUGAGGCCCAGCAGACCCUGGGAGCUGUUGGCUGACCGUAACGUCCGCUGGCAGGUGAUCUCCAUCAUCACCAUCAGCAGCGCCAUGCAACUCUGUGGCAACGACUCAGUGAGUUACUGCAAAAACAUUAGAACUCAGAACUCGGAACGUAGAACUUAUAAGAACUCUAUUUUUCAACAGGGAACUUCAUUUGUUCCUAAUUUGUAAUACAUUAUGUAGGCUACGUGUCACAUAAAAUCAUAAAUACUACACUACAUGACCAAAAGUAUGUGGAUGCCUGCUCGUCGAACAUCUCAUUCCAAAAUCAUGGGCAUUAAUGUGGAGUUGGUCCACCCUUUUGUUGCUAUAACAGCCUCCACUCUUCUGGGAAGGUUUUCCAAUAGAUGUUGGAACAUUACUGCGGGGACUUUCUUCCAUUCAACCUCAAGAGCAUUAGUGAGGUCGGGCACUGAUGUUGGCCGAUUAGGCCUGGCUCGCAGCCGGCGUUCCAAUUCAUCCCAAAGGUGUUCGAUGGGGUUGAGGUCAGGGCUCUGUGCAGGCCAGUCAAGUUAUUCCACACUGAUCUCGAAAAAAACAUUUCUGUAUGGACCUCGCUUUGUGUACAGGGGCAUUGUCAUGCUGAAAGAGGAAAGGGCCUUUCCCAAACUGUUGCCACAAAGUUGGAAGCACAGAAAUGUCUAGAAUGUCAUUGUAUGCUGUAGCGUUAGAUUUCCCUUCACUGGAACUAAGGGGCCUAGCCCAAACCAUGAAAAACAGCCCCAGACCAUUAUUCCUCCUCCACCAAACUUUACAGUUGACACUAUGCAUUCGGGCAGGUAGCAUUCUCCUGGCAUCCGCCAAACCCAGAUUAGUCCGUCGGACUGCCAGAUGGUGAAGCGUGAUUCAUCACUCCAGAGAACGCGUUUUCCGCUGCUCCAGAGUCCAAUGGCAGCGAGCUUUACACCACUCCAGCCGACGCUUGGCAUUGCACAUGGUGAUCUUAGGCUUGUGUGUAGCUGCUCAGCCAUGGAAACCAUUUCAUGAAGCUCCCGACGAACAGUUAUUCUGCUGACAUUGCUUCCAGAGGCAGUUUGGAACUCGGUAGUGAGUGUUGCAACCGAAGACAGACAAUAUUUACACGCUACGCGCUUCAGCACUCAGCGGCCUGUUCUGUGAGCUUGUGUGGCUUACCACUUCGUGGCUGAGCCGUUGUUGCUCCUAGACAUUUCCACUUCACAAUAACAGCACUUAGAGUUGACCGGGGCAGCUCUAGCAGAGCAGAAAUUUGACAAACUGACUUGUUGGAAAGGUCGCAUCCUAUGACGCUGCCACGUUGAAAGUCACUGAGCUCUUCAGUAAGUCCAUUCUACUGCAAAUGUUUGUCUAUGGAGAUUGCAUGGCUGUGUGCUCGAUUUUAUAGACUUGUCAGCAACGGGUGUGGCUGAAAUAGCUGAAUCUACUAAUUUGAAGCGGUGUCCACAUACUUUUGUAUAUAAAGUGUAUCUGUGGUGAAUGAUGAUAUGUCCUUUUACCCGCUUUCUUACAAAUGAUGUAAGAAGCAGACUCCUGCCAGCAGACUCCUCUUGUUAUUGCAUGCUGGUGAUGAUGACAUGCGGUUGUACUUUACGUUGUAAUGCUGCAGGAGUUAGGGAUGAGAACAUAACGGGUUGUUUGUAUUUCAGGGUUUAAUGAAGAGGUGUAGUCAGUCCAAGACCAUGCCAUUUCACUGGUGCUGCAGUCUUAGUUAGUUGCCUUCAUACUACAUUUAACAGUCCCAAACUGCUGACUGUGUAAUUACAGUACCUUUCUUUCUCCAGGGGAUUAUUAGACCAGAGGGCUAGCAGCUGGAAGCAUUAGGGGAAGAGCUGACUGAGUAUUAGAGCAGUAAUGUGCAAAAUGCUUUGCUGCUGAAUCAGCUUAUUAUCAACACAAUUUGAAUUUGAUGUAAUGAUUAGAGAUGCUCAGUCAGCCUGUCAGUACUCUGUCAGUAAAUUAUAAGGACGGGUAGCAUUCUAGGAAAAACUAUAGAAAAAGUAUAGUCUUUGUUUUAUUAAAAAAUCAUCAUAACUGAAACAGCAGCCAUUGUACUCUGUCAGUGCUCUGACGUAUGAUAUGUUAUUUUUCACUCCAACAGAUCUACUUCUAUGCAUACUAUGUGUUUAAAGAGGCCGGGAUCUCUCCAGAUAUGAUCCAGUAUAGUGCCUUGCAAAAGUAUUUAUCCCCCUUGCCGUUUUUCCUAUUUUGUUGCAUUACAACCUGUAAUUUAAAUGGAUGUUUAUUUGGAUUUUAUGUAAUGGACAUACACAAAAUAGUCAAAUUGGUGAAGUGAAAUUUUAAAAAUAACUUGUUUAAAAAAAUUCUAAAAAAUGAAUAACGGAAAAGUGGUGCAUGGAUAUGUAUUCACCCCCUUUGCUAUGAAGCCCCUAAAUAAGAUCUGGUGCAACUAAUUACCUUCAGAAGUCACAUAAUUAGUUACAUUGCACACAGGUGGACUUUAUUUAAGUGUCACAUGAUCUGUCACAUGAUCUCAUAUGGAAGAAGGUACUCUGGUCAGAUGAGACAAAUUCAGCUUUUUGGCCAUCAAGGAAAACGCUAUGUCUGGAGCAAACCUAACACCUCUCAUCACCCCGAGAACACCAUCCCCACAGUGAAGCAUUGUGGUGGCAGCAUCAUGCUGUGGGGAUGUUUUUCCAUCGGCAGUGACUGGGAAACUGGUCAGAAUUGAAGGAAUGAUGGAUGGCGCUAAAUACAGGGAAAUUCUUGAGGGAAACCUGUUUCAGUCUUCCAGAGAAUUUGAGACUGGGACGGAGGUUCCCCUUCCAGCAGGACAAUGACCCUAAGCAUACUGCUAAAGCAACACUCAAGUGGUUUAAGGGGAAACAUUUAAAUGUCUUGGAAUGGCCUAGUCAAAGCCCAGACCUCAAUCCAAUUGAGAAUCUUAAAGAUUGCUGUACACCAGCGGAACCCAUCCAACUUGAAGGAGCUGGAGCAGUUUUGCCUUGAAGAAUGGGCAAAAAUCCCAGUGGCUACAUGUGCCAGGCUUAUAGAGACAUACCCCAAGAGACUUGCAGCUGUAAUUGCUGCAAAAGGUGGCUCUACAAAGUAUUGACUUUGGGGGGGGUGAAUAGUUAUGCACGCUCAAGUUUACAGUUUUUUUGUCUUAUUUCUUGUUUGUUUCACAAUAAAAAAUAUUUUGCAUCUUCAAAGUGGUAGGCAUGUUGUGUAAAUCAAAUGAUACAAACCCCCCAAAAAUCCAUUUUAAUUCCAGGUUGUAAGGCAACAAAAUAGGAAAAAUGCCAAGGGGGGUGAAUACUUUCGCAAGCCACUGUAUAUCACCACUGGUAUGUGUAUGUGAAUUCACAGCCUGUAUAAUAUGUGUGAGUAUUCCUGAGUUAUAAUACACAUAGUUGUUAGUAAGUAUUGGUAACUAACUAACCACCCCAGAGGCAAGGAGGGAUUGUUAUUCUCUCUCUCUCUCUCUCUCUCUCUCUCUCUCUCUCUCUCUCUCUCUCUCUCUCUCUCUCUCUCUCUCUCUCUCUCUCUCUCUCUCUCUCUCUCUCGCUCUCUCUCUCUAAUACAGACCUUUGAAAUAGUCACUCUGUAAGAAAAGUUAUAUUUGUAAAUUUUUCCUGCAUUCCGAGAACAGUUAAAGCACCUAUCCGACAUACUGUUUGGAUUAGAAUGUUAAAAGAAAGAUAUCUAUUUUCACACAAGGCUAAAACAUGCUCACCUCAGUGUAACCAUCUUCUCUCAUCUGCUAGUGUCUUCCCUCUCCGACACCUUUGUCUCGUUCUGUCUCUCUGCAGAGUGAGCUGGGUGAGUUCUGCUUCAUCCCGUUCACUGCUGUCUGUUUCCUGUCUGCUCUGUACGUGGGCCUGGUUCUGCCUGAGACCAAAGGAAAGACCUUGUCAGCUAUCGCCAGCGAGUUCCACAAGCUCAACUACAGGGGCCAGGACAAGCAGGGUCUACCUGCCCCUCAGGGAGAGGUCUGCCACUCCACUGCCCUGUAG